Condylostylus longicornis is the source of this 845-nucleotide messenger RNA. Its product is annotated as translocator protein. The transcript is spliced from 3 exons. NCBI's taxonomy places the organism in Eukaryota, Metazoa, Arthropoda, Insecta, Diptera, Dolichopodidae. The coding region runs from base 92 to 592 and encodes 166 amino acids. Gene Ontology annotation, cellular component: mitochondrial outer membrane. The record is from RefSeq and is a predicted model, not a curated record.
UUUCAUUUUAGAUAAUAUAGGAGUAAAGAUAUAUUUUUUUACAUUCCUCAAAUUGUGUAAAAUUAAAAGCUUUUAAAAUACAUCAGCAAAAAUGGGUUGUGAAUAUUUAAAAAUAAUUGGAGCUGUAGUUUUACCCAAUAUAGGCGGCAUAGUUAAUGCAAAAUUAACUCAAGCUAAUAUUGAACACUGGUAUCAUAAAUUAACAUUUCCUGCAUUCCGUCCUCCAAAUUGGGUAUUCGGUCCAGUUUGGACAUCUUUAUAUUCAGGAAUGGGCUACGCAUCUUAUUUAGUCUGGCGAGACGGCGGUGGUUUUAAAGGCCCGGCCAUGUUACCGUUAGCUACAUACGGAGCGCAAUUGGCACUAAAUUGGGCUUGGACCCCUAUAUUUUUUGGACAACAUAAUAUUAAAGGAGCAUUUAUGGAAAUUAUUGCAUUAACCAGUGUUGCAUCUGCUUGUGGGGUUCUUUUUUAUAAAAUUAACAAUGUAGCUGGUCUUAUAUUUUUACCGUACGUUGCAUGGCUAAGCUUCGCAUCUUUACUGAACUAUAGAAUCUGGAAAUUAAAUGAAGAUAAAAUUGAAAAAAAUGAUUAGCACGCGAAUAAUCGUCACAGAUUUGGUUGUAGGUGUGGCCAUAUGGAAAGACUAUACAACUUCCUAUUUUUUUAGCACGAUACAAUUGUUUUUAUAUUUUUCGUAGUCAUAUAAUAGAAAAAUCAAUUUUAAUUUUAUUUUUAGAAACACUUUUUUUAAAUAUUUUACUUAACAUUUACGUACAUACAUAGGCAUUUGGAUUUGGCAAUAAAAAGUGUUAAACAUUAAAUAAAAACUUUACUUUAUUUACAUA